Messenger RNA from Cydia strobilella, 836 nucleotides. RefSeq lists its product as uncharacterized. The record is from RefSeq and is a predicted model, not a curated record. The transcript has 2 exons. The coding region runs from base 86 to 484 and encodes 132 amino acids. Gene Ontology annotation, molecular function: catalytic activity. NCBI's taxonomy places the organism in Eukaryota, Metazoa, Arthropoda, Insecta, Lepidoptera, Tortricidae.
AUCUCCACCACGCCAUAGCGGCCACAGCGGUCGUUGAAAAGCUUUUUGGCGAAAAUGGCCUGGACAUCGCUCUCAUUCAAGAACCAUGGAUCAACACCAAGUCCAUGGCACCAGGACUGAACAGGGCAGGAAAGAACUAUGCAGUGAAGACCAAGUAGCUGCCUACGUCGAUCUCAAAGGGAGAGGAGCACGCAAGGUAAUAGUCUGCUCCGCCUACCUGCCCGGAGAGAAGCAAGAUCCCACAGAAGAACUGACUAAAGUGCUAGAGUACGCUCAGGCACAAAAGGCAGAACUUAUUGUGGGAUGUGACGCCAACGCCCACCACACCAUCUGGGGGAGCACUGGAAUCAACAAAAGGGGUGAGUUACUAUCCCAAUUUAUCUUUACUAAUUGCCUGCACUUGUUGAAUAAGGGCAAUACGCCCACCUUCGUAACUAGAGCUAGGCAAGAAGUAUUAGAUAUUAGAUAUAACCUUCGCUACUGAAAAGGCGGCGAGCUGCCUAGCCGACUGGCGUGUCAGCAGCGAAAAUUCAAUGUCGGACCAUAGACAUAUUUUGUUCAGGGUAAAAGGCUCUCUAGAUAGGGAACCACUUACGCGUAGAAAUCCAAAAGAAACGUCUUGGGAAGCCUACAAGGCCGACCUCGAAUACCGUCUAAAGGAUGUCCCAAAAUAUGUCAAAACCCCAGAUUCUCUCAACUUGGCAGUUAAUUUAAUAUCUGAAGGCAUACGUAGGGCCUACGAACAAAGCUGCCCACUGAAAGAGUCAAAAACUACUAACACAACGACGUGGUGGAACAAAAGGCUAGAAAAUCUCCGUAGGUCCACACGUCGCAUA